AUAAAUGCGACGAACGCUGAUUCCGUAGGCAUGAUAGCGUGAGUAACACCAUUUAACUGAGCUGAUCCGCUCUGUCCGAAUUAGUAACGUGCACAGAACCGAACGAGGCAAAACGCAUAUCGGAGGCCACAACUUAGGUUUGAGGUCGACAGCCCGCUAGAGCUGCAAGUGCAGAUAGAGUAAACGUGACAGUGCCGGCGUUCAAUGUUCCGUUAGUGCCGCCUAUUUUGUAUCCGGGGUAGGUACUGUAGUUUCGUUGAUAGUGUCGAGCACGUGGUCCACUCCAAGAAAACAAACUGGACUAUGGUCCCAUAGACCCUCGCUCAGAGUGGACUAGGGGACAAAAAAAGUAUCUUGAAGCGCCGAAACCACUCGCGUACUAUCUCUGAAUGUGUGCAGUGCCAGUGCGCGACCAAGUGUCAAAGUUUGUUUAUCUGGUUUUUUUGCUAUCGGUGCCUUGGUCACGGGCAGAGGAGCUACUUUCCACAGAGUACACAUACGGACAAAACUUAAAUAAAGGACCAUGACAUCCGAAGCUGAAGAAACGGUCCGCCCGCGCAGGGCCCAAAGCCAAACAAGGGCCGAAGAAAUUACAACUAGUGAAGAAAAGCAAAGAAAGUCCCAACCAGAUAAACCAUGCCACAAACAUCGCGACUCUCUAUUUUCAUGGAGUUCCGGCUUCGACAAUUUCACUGGUCUGGUGAACUGGGGCUUCCUCCUACUUACGAUGGGUGGAUUUCGGUUAUGCUUAGAAAAUUUACUCAAAUACGGAGUCAGAAUUGACCCUGUACAGUGGUAUAUUGUUCUUAGUGGAAGGAAUGAAGGGGAAGGACACCCUUCACUUAUAUUAUUUGUAUAUUCUGUAGUGCCAGUUGUAAUCUGUUUGAUACUCGAGAAAGGAUUAGCUGCGGAUGCUAUCUCCGAAAGUUUCGGAAUGUUUGCGCAUGUUGUUAAUAUCGUUGUUCUAGUAUUAAUACCAAUGGUGGUAAUUCAUAUCAAGGGCCAUGCAUUCAGUUUAAUGGGUGCUUCGGCUGUAUGUUUCCUGUACUCGGUCCUUUUUAUGAAAGUCUGGAGUUAUGUGCAGGUUAACAUGUGGUGUCGUCAUAGUCUACGGGAAAGCCGAUCGAAAAGUCGCCGACCAAGCAUAUCUAUAGCGCAAUUACAACACCCCAAUAACCACCAUCAUGAUGACAAUGGAAAAACCAAGACACGUUCCGUUGAGUAUCCUGAUAACUUAAACGUAAAGGAUUUACUCUACUUCCUGCAUGCACCAACACUAUGCUAUGAACUUAAUUUCCCACGAACCACAAGAAUUCGCAAGCGAUUCCUGAUCAGACGUUUCCUUGAAGUACUCAUUGGCUUGAACGUUGUAAUGGCUCUUUUCCAACAGUGGAUGAUCCCAUCUGUUAAAAAUUCAUUGAUUCCCUUCUCCCAGAUGGAUGUCCCAAAAGCAACUGAACGUUUAUUAAAGUUGGCAGUAAGUAUGCAUGGAUAGUAUCCAGAAAGGACC
Hermetia illucens (black soldier fly) is the source of this 1510-nucleotide messenger RNA. Its product is annotated as diacylglycerol O-acyltransferase 1-like. Gene Ontology annotation, molecular function: diacylglycerol O-acyltransferase activity. The transcript is spliced from 9 exons. Gene Ontology annotation, cellular component: endoplasmic reticulum membrane. The record is from RefSeq and is a predicted model, not a curated record. Gene Ontology annotation, biological process: triglyceride biosynthetic process. Lineage: Eukaryota; Metazoa; Arthropoda; Insecta; Diptera; Stratiomyidae. The coding region runs from base 524 to 1495 and encodes 323 amino acids.